This is a messenger RNA of Quercus lobata, 1878 nucleotides long. Its product is annotated as beta-1,2-xylosyltransferase XYXT1-like. The coding region runs from base 192 to 1685 and encodes 497 amino acids. Gene Ontology annotation, molecular function: glycosyltransferase activity. The transcript is spliced from 3 exons. NCBI's taxonomy places the organism in Eukaryota, Viridiplantae, Streptophyta, Magnoliopsida, Fagales, Fagaceae. The record is from RefSeq and is a predicted model, not a curated record.
UCCAAUUGUCAACCAAAAUGGAAUUCAAAUCUUUCUCUGCCGUCCACUUGAACUUUCUUUGUUGGUUCACUUAGAGUUUUCAAAAGGAUACAGCCUGAUUCUUUAGAUGCUCAUUUACUUCAAAGAUAAAGCCUUCACUUGUAGAAUGGGCUUUUAAAUUCAGACCAAGCGUGUGUUGUGCUUAGACCAAAAUGAUGUACAAUGAUCUACUUGCUAGAAGCUUUAGUAAGCAUGAGAAGAAAAAAUUGGGAUAUGGAGCAUUUUUUGGUUGCUUGCUUAUUGCAUUGAGCUUUUGCACUGUGUUUAAGCCUUAUUUGGGUCCUCUACCAGCUUUGAACUUGAAGCAGUCUAUGGCUGCUGGUUUCAAAAUGCUGAUGGUCAGAGAUACAAGCGGCAGCUACUCGAAACCGUUGGCGCCACUGACUCACUUAUCAGAAACAAAUACAAGCAGCUCUCAGGAAACAGUUAAAGCUGCCAAAAUCGUGACAGACAAGAUGGAGCCUGUGACAAACAAAACGGAGCCUGUUAUAAAGAAAAUGGAGCCUUUGUGCAAUGUUACCGAACGAAGAGGUGAUAUUUGCAAUAUCAACGGGGAUGUUAGGAUUCAAGGGAAUUCCUCAUCAGUUUUCCUUGUUUCAUCGGAAAUGAGCAUCUUGGCAGGGAACAAUAACUCAUGGAGUAUAAGACCUUAUGCUAGAAAAGGUGACCGAGCAGCAAUGAGUCUAACUAAGGAAUGGUCGGUAAAAUUAUCUGGUCGCAAUGAAAUCCCAACAUGCAACAAAAAUCACAGUGUUCCAGCCAUCCUUUUUUCUCAAGGGGGAUAUACAGGAAAUCAUUUCCACGAUUUUACGGACGUGGUUAUUCCAUUAUAUUUAACUUCUCGACAAUAUAAUGGAGAAGUACAAUUUCUCAUUACAGACAAACGACCAUGGUGGAUUGCAAAGUUCGAAGCAAUCCUAAAGAACUUGUCCAGAUAUGAGUUGAUAGACAUUGACAAAGAAGAAGAGGUCCAUUGCUUCCCAAGUGUGGUUGUUGGUCUAAAGCGAGAUGUCAAAGAGCUGAGUAUUGAUCCUUCAAAAAACUCAUACUCUAUGAGUGACUUCAAAGAGUUCUUAAGAAGUUGCUAUUCUCUAAAGAAUGCCAAUGCAAUCAAACUCAGAGAUGGUCAACGUAAAAAGCCACAGCUUCUGAUCAUUUCAAGAAAGAGAACACGGUCUUUUACAAACAUAGGGGAAAUAACUAAAAUGGCAAGUAGGUUGGGCUACAAGGUAACUGCUGCAGAGCCUACUAUGAACGUUGCAAAAUUUGCAGAACUUGUGAAUUCUUGUGAUGUGUUAAUGGGGGUUCAUGGAGCUGGUUUGGCCAACGUUGUUUUCCUUCCCAAGAAUGCAAUAUUAAUCCAAGUUGUGCCCUUUGGGGGCUUUGAAUGGCUGGCAAGAACUUACUAUGGAGAGCCCACAAAGGAUAUGAAUGUAAAGUACUUGGAAUACAAGAUAAGCACAAAAGAGAGCACUCUGGUACAACAAUACCCUCCUGACCAUGUGGUUUUUAAGGACCCUUAUUCAAUCCAGAAACAAGGAUGGAUAGCAUUUAAGUCAGUGUACUUGGACAAACAAAAUGUAAAGCUUGAUGUGAAUAGGUUUAGGACCACUUUGGUAAAAGCCCUUGAGCUUUUGCAUCGGUAGGUAUAUAUAUAUAGGAGGCCAAGCCUUCCUACCUACCUUUUGUUAUUCCCUUAUUUAUUUUUCAUUUCCCUUUUGGUUUUUAUAGCAAACAGUCAUAUGCCAUUGAUUCAAAACCUUCUUCUCUUGUAUAAAAUUGUAGAAGAAGCAUUGAUGUAUCUGGGACAUGAUUCUAAUUUUUUGGAAAGUAAAUAUG